UCACAUUUUCUACCAAUCUAGAAGUAAAACUUAAAAAGUCCCCUCCAUUUGACUUCUUUUGUAGGGGUGUGUGGGAAAAAUCACUGGUCAGUCAAAAUGGCCGCCGGCAGGCUCUUUAUCCAUAAGGACAGGCUAGCAAGACAACUGGUGUCAUGCCCACAUGUCCACAAGCCCAGACAAGGUGAAUCCACAUAUCUGGAUGACCACGGACCUCCUGCUCCAAAAGUGCUCCCGUUCCCCAGCCAGGUGGUUUAUAACCGAGUGGGGAAGUGCGGCAGUCGGACGGUGGUCAUCUUACUGAGGUUACUGGCCGAGAAACACCAGUUUAACCUGGUUUCCUCAGACAUCCACAAUAAACACGCCUUACUAAACAUGAACAGUUUUAUCCCCUGCUCGCUCUACAGUUUGUCCUCCUGUCUUGUACCGGGCACACGUCCUGAAGGUUUUCAUACGAUGGGAACUCUGGAGCGUCGUUUCAGCCAAAGAACUGAAACCAGGCGGUGGACUCUAAACAUAUAUUCUUCGUCUGUCUUUGCAGGUGAAUCCACAUAUCUGGAUGACCACGGACCUCCUGCUCCAAAAGUGCUCCCGUUCCCCAGCCAGGUGGUUUAUAACCGAGUGGGGAAGUGCGGCAGUCGGACGGUGGUCAUCUUACUGAGGUUACUGGCCGAGAAACACCAGUUUAACCUGGUUUCCUCAGACAUCCACAAUAAAACACGCCUUACUAAACAUGAACAGGUGGAUCUCAUGAAGAACAUCAGUAAUAUCCCUCAGCCGUUCCUCUAUACACGCCAUGUUCACUUUCUCAACUUUACAAGGUUCAGGAUAGAACAACCCGUCUAUAUUAACAUCAUCCGGGACCCCAUCAACCGGUUCCUCUCCAACUACUUCUUCCGUCGAUUUGGCGACUGGAGGGGGGAGCAGAACCACCUCAUCCGCACUCCGGGCAUGAAAGAUGAUGAGAGAUACCUGGACAUCAACGUCUGCAUUCUGGAGAAUUAUCCCGAGUGUUCCAACCCCAGAGUUUUCUACAUCAUCCCUUACUUUUGCGGACAGCAUCCACAGUGCAGGGAACCAGGAGUCUGGGCUUUAGAACGGGCCAAACAGAACGUGCUGGAGAACUACCUCCUGGUUGGAAUCCUGGAGGAGUUGGAGGACGUUCUGCUGCUGUUGGAGAGGCUCUUACCGCACUACUUCACUGGAGUACUCAACAUCUACAAGAGCCCCGACUACAAGAAGAUGGGGAACAUGACGGGUACGGUGCGUAAACACACCCCCACCCUGGAGGCCCUGCAGGUCCUGUACCACCGCAUGCGCUACGAGUACGAGUUCUACAACUUCAUCCGUGACCAGUUUCACCUCACGAAGAAAAAAAUCGGCCUUAAGUCGGUCUCCCAACCCCCCGCCUACUCGCCCGCCUUCCUGCGUGAGCUGGCCCUCCGAACCCCAGAGCCUCUGGAUGAAGACGAGGACCUGGACACGGACCUGGAGGAUGCUAACAGCUGGCUGAUCCAUCCUUAAGGACUGAUCCAGUAACAGCUGACGUUAGCCAAAAAGCUCAUUUGCUAGAUUUGGCUGGUGAUAGCCGGAGGCAGCCUUGGGGGGGGAGGGGGCAACGUGGGAAUACACCCCCCCCCCCCCCCCCCCCCCCCCCCCCAUCCAUCUAUCAGCAAUCCCAAGAGAAGUGAGGUGUGAUUAGGACUGAGCGGAUCGCGACGCUCGACUUUUUACGGGCUGGGUUUUUCAAUCUGCCAAAGACUCCUUUUACAAGAGGCUCACCACUGACGACUGUUGGCUGGAGGAACUGGAGGAACAAAAGGUUCUUUUUCAAAUUAGACCAAGGACGGUGGGAAAAUAAUGUUCAGCUCAAUUCACUCGACUCAAGUUUAGUUUUAAUUUGAGCUUGUUUUUGGGUUUGCUUUUCUUGCAAGAAAUCAUCCUUACUGCGAAUCUCCAGGAGAGAUUAGUGCAAGAUGUGGACAGCUAUUUUAAAUGUUGGGUAUUAACGAUAGGAAAGGACUUCCGAGGCAUUUCCUGUUCAAGGUUAAUGUCGUAAAAGUCCGUAAAUCCUAAUGGUUAAAAAAAAAAAAAAAAAAGUGCCAAAACCAUUGUGUG
This is a messenger RNA of Sphaeramia orbicularis (orbiculate cardinalfish), 2115 nucleotides long. RefSeq names its product uronyl 2-sulfotransferase a (gene usta). The transcript is spliced from 11 exons. The coding region runs from base 97 to 1521 and encodes 474 amino acids. Gene Ontology annotation, molecular function: sulfotransferase activity. Gene Ontology annotation, cellular component: membrane. NCBI's taxonomy places the organism in Eukaryota, Metazoa, Chordata, Actinopteri, Kurtiformes, Apogonidae. The record is from RefSeq and is a predicted model, not a curated record.